This is a messenger RNA of Ochotona curzoniae (black-lipped pika), 6228 nucleotides long. RefSeq names its product sphingomyelin synthase 2 (gene SGMS2). Gene Ontology annotation, biological process: ceramide biosynthetic process; sphingomyelin biosynthetic process. Bases 558 to 1655 code for a protein of 365 amino acids. Gene Ontology annotation, cellular component: Golgi membrane; endoplasmic reticulum membrane. The transcript is spliced from 6 exons. The record is from RefSeq and is a predicted model, not a curated record. Gene Ontology annotation, molecular function: ceramide cholinephosphotransferase activity; sphingomyelin synthase activity. NCBI's taxonomy places the organism in Eukaryota, Metazoa, Chordata, Mammalia, Lagomorpha, Ochotonidae.
GCCAGCCAGGGGAUACAUGUUUGCAACCGUAGAGUCCCUGUCAGCCUCAGGCCAAGAAGAAAACCUCAUGAUGUGUUCCCUUCCCUCACAGAGGUUGCAGUCAGGCAGGUGUAAGACAAGGAAUGUUUUACCAAGACCUGAUGAAAGAAGUAGGAGUUGCCAGGUUGUGAUGGAAGAAGAAGCAGUACAGGGUGAGGUGGAAGACAUGCAAGGGAAGCAACAGACAAGGCUUCACAGUAGAAGGCAAGAUCAUCCAAGGAUGUGCAAGGAUAAACUCUAAAUGCCGCUGUCCACUCAGUGCCUCUGGACUACAAGGGUGGAAGAGUAACAUCUUUUGGAGGAAAGAAGAAUCGGCUUCCUUUCCUGAGUAUUGUGGAUGUACAAGAGCUAGCUGCCUCAGAACAAUAAUCAGAUGGCUAUCUUUGUUUUGUGUUAGGAAACAAAAUCAGUUAUAAGAGUCCAUGUUGAUCUUGGAAUCAGAAGGAUUACAAAAGGUUAAAUUUUCAUGAAGAACAAGGACAUCACCAUCUCCUCUUUGAUCUGAACGCUGGGGAACAAUGGAUAUCAUAGAGACAGCAAAACUUGAAGAACAUAUGGAAAAUCAGACCAACGAUCCUGCCAACACAUACACGAGACCUGCUGAACCUGCUGAAGAAGAAAGCAAAAAUGGCAACGGGAAACCCAAGAGCUUAUCCAAUGGGCUGCGGAAGGGUGCCAAGAAGUACCCAGACUAUAUCCAGAUUGCUAUGCCCACUGAGUCUAGGAAUAAGUUUCCCCUGGAAUGGUGGAAAACGGGCAUCGCGUUUGUGUACGCACUCUUCAACCUCGUCCUGACCACCGUCAUGAUCACAGUCGUGCACGAGAGGGUCCCUCCCAAGGAGCUCAGCCCUCCACUGCCAGACAAGUUUUUUGAUUACAUUGAUCGGGUGAAAUGGGCAUUUUCUGUAUCAGAAAUAAAUGGGAUGAUAUUAGUUGGAUUAUGGAUCACCCAGUGGCUGUUUCUAAGAUACAAGUCCAUCGUGGGGCGCAGGUUCUUUUUUAUCAUUGGGACUUUGUACCUGUAUCGCUGUAUCACAAUGUACGUUACUACUCUCCCUGUGCCUGGAAUGCAUUUCCAGUGUGCUCCCAAGCUCAAUGGAGACUCUCAGGCAAAAAUACAGCGGAUUCUUCGGUUGAUCUCCGGUGGUGGCUUAUCCAUUACUGGAUCACAUAUUUUGUGUGGAGACUUCCUCUUCAGCGGCCACACAGUUGUGCUGACACUGACUUACUUGUUCAUCAAGGAAUAUUCACCUCGUCACUUCUGGUGGUAUCACUUACUGUGCUGGCUGCUGAGUGCUGCUGGCAUCAUCUGCAUCCUCGUAGCACACGAACACUAUACUGUCGACGUGAUCAUCGCUUACUACAUCACUACUCGGCUGUUUUGGUGGUACCACUCCAUGGCCAAUGAAAAGAACUUGAAGGUCUCUUCCCAGACCAAUUUCUUAUCUCGAGCCUGGUGGUUCCCCAUCUUCUAUUUUUUUGAGAAAAACGUCCAAGGCUCCAUUCCUUGCUGCUUCUCCUGGCCACUGUCGUGGCCGCCUGGCUGCUUCAAGUCAUCAUGCAAGAAGUAUUCACGGGUUCAGAAGACAGGCGAAGAGAAUGAGAAAUCGACCUGAGGACAACAGGCAUGAGCCCUUGGAUACCAAAAGAAUGAGCGCUGUAACCAAAGGUAUAGUUCUAAUAUUUUUAUUUCAGGAGAACUGACUGCUAAAUAAAGGAGUGGACCAAAUUCCGUGUACACGAUUAGCAAGGUGAACCAAGUAUUAACCAUGGACUGGUUGUUGAUUUUUUUUUUUUAAUUCAUCCCAAGAAAGACGCCUUCUCCUGCAGCACUUCAUUGGCUGGUGACAAACCCUCAAACUGGGAUUUUGCUAGUGAGCUUGUUAAAGAGGUGCCAAAGAACUGACUGCUCCUUUCCUUAUUCUUUUUCCACUAAACCUUCUACUUCAGAAUUUUUUCAUGGUUUAUUUUCCUCCCAAGGUCAGAAGAAAUGUAUUAAUGUUUUAAAUAAAAUACCUGGAUUUAUACAGCCAAUGUAUGGGCAGAAUAAGCUAAUGUUGAAUGCUGGUUCACAUCAGGCUUGGCGAUGAGCUGGCCGUCUGUGAACUGUGGGUUUUGUUUCAGUGCUGUCGGGAGGCAAGGAUUGGUGUCAGGUCUGGGGGAAUAACGCCCACCUACUGCCACCACCCAGGGCACUAGAUAACACUUUCACUUUGAAGAAAAAAAAAGUAGGGGGAGUGAUCGCAAGUAUGAAAGCAUUUACCAUGCCCUAUAGAUUUUGCACCUAUCACUAUUUCACUUUAAAAUCUCAGACAGAUAUUCAGGAUACCUGGGGCUAUUUUUCUGCUCAUGAGUGGUCCUUGCACACACACACACACUAAGGUGCUGUCUGCUUGGUCAGUUUGCAACCCGUACCCCAGGGACUGUCGACCACUCAAGCACGAGCUGAGAACACAUGCACGAAUUGCUGUUCGUGCCAUUUUGAGGGGCAGGCCUGUGUUUCCAGGUCAGGUCCUCACGUCCUAUCUGGUUUUAAAUCCUCUCAUUGGUCAUGCUUCAUUGAGAAUGAUCUUUGCUAGUUUGACCGUACAUUUUGGGAAACUAAGAUGGAGCCUGAACACUUAACGUAUCCAUGCCUUUCAGCAAGAGACUCAGCCUCCCCCGGACUAGUUCCCCAGGACAAUAUAGCCCAAUGGAGCACUUCUACCCCGUGACAAGUCCCACAUGGUGCUGCACUACAAUAUACUUUUGGGAUCAGUGCAUUCAGCUGAGGUAGCUGCAAGGCAAAGGGGUGACUGUUUUCUAAAUUUCUUUGAGGUGAUGCACCACAACAGAUUGUUUUGUAACCUGGUCACAUAUGAGCACAUUGUUUCAUGCCAUGGAAUCCUGUGGCUAUUUCUUGGCUUAAUUUGCCAGCUAGUACAAAGUUAAUUUGCAAGAGUUCUAGUAACCUGGGGGGGGGAAAAGUUUGAAGGUUACAAAGUGUCUUCACCACUAAGGCAGAAAAGGAGCGGCCCCUGCAGGUGGAGGAAGGGCAUUACAUCGACAUUGAGGGUGAAGCUUUCCUUUUCCUUAGCGUGGAAAUUCCAAAUUAAUCCUCAUAAACCUCUCAGCCUCCAUUAUAUAAAAUCAACUUUUCAAUUGCUUGAGUAAAGCACAAUACAAAUUUCUGGAGAAGAGUCCUCAUCUCUGGUGCUAAAAUUCUGUGCAUGUUUCCAAAAUGGUUCUGUCUACACAACAGGAGGGCCACUAGUGGAAGGAGAGUUGAUUCGAGAGUGAAAUGACUAAUGUAAUUGUGUUAACGCAGAAUUGAAGCCCUUCACCUAUUUGGCAGGCUUAGAAAUACAAGGAUUUUUCUGCAGUUUCUUAUUAAAUAAACCAGUACAAACAUCUAUUUUCCUGAUGUUUUUAGACAAAAUUCUAUGCAAUCUUUUGCUUGUGCUCACUUAUUAAAUAUUGACACUUGUGCUAGAACAAGGCAGUCUGCUCAAAAACACUGGGUUUCCAAUUGCCGUUAUGUGAUCAUGAGGAAAUUUAUCUGAUAUUGUUCUUGGGGUUUUCUCUCCAAACAUAGUUUUUUUUUUUUCCUUGAGCCUCUAAUUCAAAUAAAACAAUCUGAUAUGCCUUAGAGUCUUAUUUAGCCAUGUCUUAGAGUAAACCACCUUCCUUCCAGUGAAUAAGGAAAAAUGUUGAAGCUUUAAAAAUCAUUGUGUAUUGAUUGUUGAACGCCUUGAAGCAGUAAGCCUUGCAUUUUGGUCAAGUCAUCCUGUUUUUCAAACACAAGACCAUCACCUUUUAAAGAACUUUAAAAACACUGGUGAAGCCAUGUCUGUGGACACUCCACCCCCUUGUUUUUCACGGGUGUCAUAGCUGUCUAGCAAGUUACUAAGUCAAGCAUAUAGUUUGAAGACACCAAAGUUUCAAGAUGGGAACAAUAAGAGAUAUUCAUUUACAGAUAGUAACUUGAAACCCAAAAUGUCAGUUUGGCUGACAAAACAUCAGUCCUUGGAGCGCCUUGUCUUUGCCAGUGAGGACACAGAGCUGACCUGUGGCGUUGUACUUGCAGGCCUGUGCUCCGACUGAAAGCUUUACCUGUUAUUCUGUCCUGUGAAAUGUCUGAAACAAAAUUAUGCCACAGUUUUUCUUGAAUUCCUUCCAAUGGAAAUGAAGCUCUAUGAUUCUAGUUUUUUAGCUCUUCUACUCGAUCUAAAAAUAAAGUAUUCUCUCCCAGUGUCACCUGAAAUAAUUGUGAAUUUGUUGCUUCAUUUUACUGCCAUCUUGGGAAAUAAGAUAUGCAGUGGAAGGCAGGCCAUUUGGAGUGAGCCUAGAGUGUCCAGUCGGAUUGCAUUAGGAUUCUUGGUUGUGUUACCAGUGCCCCCUUGUGGCAAUUUUAUUUACUUUACUUGGAACUCAAUUCCCACGUUUUAAAGUGUUUUGAGGGCAUUUGUUUUUCACUUUUGCCAAUAAUCUGAAAGUACCAUGUGAAAGAAAUUAUUUUAAAGGCCUUUUAAGUCAUUGGCAGAAGAUAAAUGUGAUCAGAUUAUAUGGAGUUGCAAAUCUAAUCUUGUAUCCAUUUUAUCAAAGUGAAUUUGCAAAUUACCUCUUCCUGUCACAAUCAUUAAUGUCUCCCUUUGUAACUACCACCACUUGUUUACUCUGAACAUCAAACCAGGCUUUCCAAUGGUUUUCUUAUUUACAUGCUACAUUUCAGGCAGUUUCUUUUUUUUUAAUUGAAAGAUCAUAUCUUGUUCUUUAAAUAUUUAUAUGCUUUUUUGAAUCUUAUUUUGUUGUCUAUUUUUUGUACUGUAAAACUGAAUGCAGAUUUAAGCCGGUCUUAGCACACUCACCUCGCAGUGUAAUGAAGUGUGAGAAGGAAUUUCUUAAUGAGUUUACAUGUUUAAAUCAAGUAUCUUGUAAGUUAGAGGCCAUGUGUUGAAGACUUUUUUUUUUCUAUUUGUUAUGUAGAAAGAUUCCUGGGAUUUUUGUUUUUAAUGUCAUGAUGUUGCAAUAAUUUAAUUCCUUUGACUCCGUUGCUGCAAAUAUUUUUUCUAUUAAGAAGUGCUCUUGUCUUCGGUACCCAAACACUGAAAAUCACGUCGAAGGUGCCCAAAGAUGCGUUUUUGUACAGAUAGUCCACCUUACAAAUUCUGAUUUAUUUUAGUACUUGUGAAUCUAACUGUGCUGUGCUCUAAAUGAAUCUUGAAUGAAACGAGUGCUUUAUUAUGGAAUUCUUUUCAAAGAAGAAACUGUAAAAUAAGCUAAUCUGGUUGCCAAGUUGGAAUUCAUUCUUUAAUUUACCUCCUAUGCAAUGAUCGAUGCUGCAGAUGUCUGGUUAGGAUUGGAGAGGUAGCCAGCUGUAUUCUUUUGGAGAUUUACUGUACUGUUCAAUGUGUUAAGUGCCUUGUUGUAAAGUAAAAAUUUUAAGUGUAGAAUUCAUUAUUUUCCUGACAUAUAUUUUUCAUUAUGAUAUCUACUCUAUGCUAUUGGAAUAGUUUUAUUAAAUGCUUACAUUUUAAUCAAAUAUGUACAUUUCAGAGGCUCUUUUCUUCUUCCCAGCAGUUUGUUGAUCAUCUAUCAUAUGGGAUAUGAAUUCAGGCUCUUUUUUUAUUAUUAUGAUUUUGUUCGCUUGUUUAGCUAUAUGUUUUCCAUGUUUGUGUUUUUGUGUUUAUAACAAAAAUUUUUCAGGAGGAAUUUAGGAGUGUAACCACAGUUUAUACUUCUAAAAUGCCAUUUUACAUUGACAUUUUAAGUGCCUAAUUGUUAAACUAAUUUAUGUUUUUAUUCUAAAAGACUAUGUGUGCUUGGUUUCUAAUUUCUUUUGGUUUUGCUUUUAAAAAAACAUGCAAGAGCUUAUACUUUGUAUCUACCCAAUAAACUACAGUGACAUCAACAGUCUUUUCAAAACUGUAUUUUCGGUUUUUUUCUUUUUUCCCUUGAAACAGUUAUUUCCAAGCUUCCUGGAAUUAUCUUAGUUCUGGAGUACUGCCUAAAACACAAGAGGGCUAUUUUCUUCAAGUACUUUUGUUAGAAUAAGGAAUAACUUCAUUGGAUAGAACUGUACAUGGACCAGAGUAUGUUUAAUAUUCCCCUUUCUCUUUGGACUUCAAAUGAAAAGUAAUUGACAACAAUAUAAGGCCCUUCUUGGGGAAGAAAAUUAGUCAGAGCCUCUGUGACUUCAAUUUUUACUAU